CGGUAUGUUUAUAAACAAAGAAGCAUCAUCAGAAGUACAACAACGACAGCAACGACAGCGACCAGUAAAAACUCUCAUAAAAUAUGUCGGCUUUGUAUGAGCACGAAGUUACUGGAGGAUAUUUACAAACACGAUAACGAGUAAAGACCCAAUGAGCCAAUCCAUUUGCGCUGAAUGUCGAAAACGGUUGAUCGAAUUUCAUAAAUACUGGAAACGUUGUAAGGAAGUAUAAAGUAUACUGCAAGCCAUGGUACGAGCGGGAGAUGAUCGACGGGAAACUGACCAAGUGGAAUGUGUCAGUGUGCUAUAAAUUAUUCAAAUCAAAGAAACUUUUAAAGGAUCACAAAAGGUAUCACGGACCUAAGAAAUAUGCGUGCUCAAGUUGCGGAAAAUCGUUUGCUAGGCGACAUCAGUUGGACAAACACGUAAAAGUUCAUGCGAAAGAACUAAAGAAUUAUCCACCAAAACAUGCGUCAGAAGGCCAGAAGACUGCAUCGCAAGAAACUUCGAAUUUCAGAAAUGAGCUUUGUGGAGUAGAUGAUCCACGUUCUUCUAAAAAUUGCGAGGAUUUUGAACUAGAACAAAACCAAGUCAAAUUAGAGUUAUUCCCGAUCAGUCCAUUCAAUGAUGAUGACCAAGAAGAAAUAAUGGAAAACACAGGAAACGAAAAUGAACAAUAUUUUGUCAUAAAGGAUAUCAUUGUGAUAGAGGAAGUGAAAACAGAAACUCGUCCUGAUGAUAACGAGGAAUUCUCUAUUAACAAUAUUAUUCAAACUACAAAUGAAGCUUAUGAAACCAAAGCAAUCGAUAAAAAUGGAAGCAAUUCUAAAAACAUCUCUACAUCUAGAAAUGGACUUCAAGUUGAUGAUACAAUUAGUGACGUUCAAACAAUAUUUAACUUAAAUAACAGUGUGGAUCAAAAUGUUUUAACAGAAAACGAUAGAAAUAGAUAUACAUGUUUGAAAUGUGAUCGAAAAUUUAAUCGACUAUGUCAAUUGACAAAUCAUAUGGAUAACCACAAUAUAACGGAGAAAUCGACAAACAUGAAUGAUGAACUUUUGAGCACUACUAAAGAAGUCGAUUUAGACUACAGAACACCUGGACCUGAUGUUUUUAAACAAUUUGAUGAAGUGAAAAGGAAUACUAUUGUUGGAGAAUUCCAGUGUGAUAUAUGUCAGAAGGUAAUAUCUGAUAAGAGGAAACUGAAGGACCACAAAAGGUUUCAUAAACCAAAAGAUCAUGUCUGUUCUAUAUGCGAAAGGCCUUUCUGAAGACGACCUGUCAUGCUUCGGCAUAUGCAGACGCAUAUAUUUCGACCGGAACCAGUAAAAGAAGGACCAGCACGAUGCGAUAUUUGCCACAAAGAAUAUUAGAGCAAAAGCAUUCUAUAUCAUCAUAAACUGAAAGUGCAUAAAUUAAAGAAACAUGCGUGCAAAAUCUGCGGCGCCAGAUUUUUCGAUCGAUUUACGUUGACAGUGCAUUUAAGAGCACACGUUCGACCUCGUAAUAGCGAAGAGGUAACAAAUUAGUAACAAAUGAUACAAAUAGACAAUACUAAUAACUAUGUGAAAGAAGUUGGCCGUAAUACUAAAAACCAAUAAAUUUGUCUGUACAAACCAAA
Messenger RNA from Aedes aegypti (yellow fever mosquito), 1621 nucleotides. RefSeq names its product zinc finger protein Xfin-like. The transcript is spliced from 5 exons. Gene Ontology annotation, biological process: regulation of DNA-templated transcription. The record is from RefSeq and is a predicted model, not a curated record. NCBI's taxonomy places the organism in Eukaryota, Metazoa, Arthropoda, Insecta, Diptera, Culicidae. The coding region runs from base 264 to 1271 and encodes 335 amino acids. Gene Ontology annotation, molecular function: DNA-binding transcription factor activity, RNA polymerase II-specific; RNA polymerase II cis-regulatory region sequence-specific DNA binding.